Messenger RNA from Puccinia graminis f. sp. tritici CRL 75-36-700-3, 1831 nucleotides. Its product is annotated as STE/STE7/MEK1 protein kinase. The record is from RefSeq and is a predicted model, not a curated record. The transcript is spliced from 8 exons. The coding region runs from base 110 to 1474 and encodes 454 amino acids. Gene Ontology annotation, biological process: protein phosphorylation. Lineage: Eukaryota; Fungi; Basidiomycota; Pucciniomycetes; Pucciniales; Pucciniaceae. Gene Ontology annotation, molecular function: ATP binding; protein kinase activity.
GACCAUCGAGCCAGCUUGAAGCAGCCUAUCACCACCAGAGAACAUCCACCACAUCUCACUGCCAACACUCUCCCCAACUAGCUGGACUCAAAUCGACCAAUCAGGAAGGAUGCUCGCCCAAAACAACAAGAAAAACAGGAACAAAAAGGGUCUCGCCCUUGGGGCCGGUGCCAGUCCAACCUCACUCGGCGGAUCGAAAGCUGAGAAAAUACGCCCUGCUAGGUCAACCUCCCUCGCUGUCGAUUCUUGUUCAGCAUCCUCUAAUUCAACUACUACCGCCUCUGCUUCAUCCCCAUCCUAUCAAAUACCUACUAGUUCAAACCGAACAGACUAUCAUGACAAACUAACCGAGCAAUUGGCCACUCUCGAGAUCGGACUCGAAUUCAAACUCGAUCUACAUGCUGAGGACCUACAACUGUUGGGCGAUCUAGGCGCCGGGAACGGUGGAACAGUUUGCAAAGCGACCCAUCUACCCACCAAAUUAAUUAUGGCCAGGAAGCUCGUCCACAUCGAUGCCAAGCCAUCAGUAAGGAAGCAAAUACUCCGAGAACUUCAAAUCAUGCACGACUGUCGGUCCCCUUACAUCGUCUCAUUCUAUGGAGCUUAUCUUCAAGAUCCACAUAUCUGUAUGUGUAUGGAGUUUAUGGAUAAAUCUUCACUUGACAAUAUCUACAAAAAAACCGGACCGAUUCCUGAACCUGUCUUGGGAAAAAUCACUGUGGCCGUCGUUUCUGGUCUCAAUUAUCUCUAUGAUUCGCAUCGCAUCAUUCAUCGCGAUGUCAAGCCAUCCAACGUGCUAUUCAAUUCUCAAGGACAAGUCAAGAUUUGUGAUUUUGGUGUCUCGGGUGAAUUGAUCAACUCGAUUGCCGAUACUUUUGUUGGUACUAGCACAUAUAUGAGUCCAGAGCGCAUCCAAGGGGCCCAAUACACGGUCAAAUCUGAUGUCUGGUCUUUAGGGAUUACACUCAUUGAAUUGGCGCUAGGAAGAUUCCCGUUUUCUGAAGAGUCAGACGAUUCAGAUGAUUCAGGGACAGAAGAGCAUACAUUGAGUCCGACUAAACCAUCAGGACAAAAUGUUCAACUCAGUUUAGACGCCGCUUUUCAGAAGAGGGAAGAACGUGAUCGACAAAGACGAGAAAAGAGGCGGGCGAAGAAGGAACAGGAAACCCUAGAGCUUGGCGUCGAUUCGGGCCGUAAUCAGAAGAAGAAAAAGGGUGCGAGUGGUGUCAGUUUGGAGGGGGGAUCCGCCCAAAUGAGUAUCUUGGAACUACUCCAGCACGUUGUCAACGAGCCCGCACCUAAACUGCCUGCAGAUCGAUUCAAGAAACACACAUGCGACUUUUUGGAUGCUUGUCUUCUAAAAGAGCACGAUGCAAGACCGACACCAAAAAUGUUAACAGACUUUGACUGGUUCAAAUUUGCCGCUGAAGAUGAAGUCGAUCUGGUCCAAUGGGCUAGUACUCUCGCAUUGUAAUCAAUUGGCCAUGAUUUUUAUCUUGUACAAGGCAAAAUUUCUUCACAUCACCCUUUCAUCUUUGAUGACAAUUAUUUAUAUGUUUUCUUUUCUCUCUCUUUCUCUCUCAUCUAUUUAUUUCUCUACAGGCAUCAUGUUUUCUCUCUUAAGGUUCUACUGUAAAAAUCUACUAUUGACUGUUCUUUGAUUAUUUGUUUUUUAUAAUGCAACCUCAUAUAUAUUCUAUCUUUUCUUUUCCUUUUGUGGUUCAUUUGGUUUCAAGUUUUCCUUUCUCUUGUUAGUUGGGGUGACAACUCAUUUGCUUGUUUACUUGGUUGGAGUUUCUGAAACCACUCAAAGCUCUAGAAGCCAUAAACA